Molecule: messenger RNA, 2557 nt
Organism: Chelmon rostratus (copperband butterflyfish)
Lineage: Eukaryota; Metazoa; Chordata; Actinopteri; Chaetodontiformes; Chaetodontidae
Gene: lrp11
Product: low density lipoprotein receptor-related protein 11
Exons: 9
Coding region: 225-1895 (556 amino acids)
Molecular function (GO): protein binding; serine-type endopeptidase inhibitor activity
Source: RefSeq, a predicted model, not a curated record
CGUCUCCCCCCCUCACCAUGACAACGGCAGAUUUUUUAGCAUCGUCAGAGGACAAACGGUCACCUCCCUCGCUCGUGAUUUGGACGAAUAUUAUGUGAAACAGCGCGGUUUUUUAGCAUUAGUGGAUAAACUCCAUGCGGGGAAGGCCGUCUUUGAGUGCGGACCCUCAUGCGGAGGAGACCAGCCGGAGGUAGAGGGAGUCGCCGUCGAACUGCGUGAACAACAUGGCUCUUCCUCAGCAUCUCCGGCUGCUGCUGCUGGCUUGUGUUGCGCUGCUGGCCGCCGUCCAACGUGUCGACGCUCGGUCCUCGCCGAUAUCGGACUUGAAAUCCAAAAUCUCGGGCGUGGAGGAGCUGUUGGAGGAGUUCCGCAAACAGCUCCAGCAGGACCAGGCGUACAAGGUAGCCGAUGUGAUUGACUCCUGUGUGGGCGACUUCAGCGCCAUGGGGGAGCGCAUCAUCCGCACCAAGGCCUCCAUCGAGCACGGGGCCACCUUCCUGCUGGCCCCGGACAGGGUGUACACCUGGAAGGACUGCGUGCACGCCUGCUGCUCCCAGCCUCACUGCACCGUGGCGGUGGUCCAGGAGGACCCGCGGCAGCCCGGGGAGAGUCUCAGCUGCUACCUGUUCAACUGCACCUACAGGAGUCAAAAUGUCUGCUCCUUCGCACCGCACCAAGGCUUCACCACAUACAGCCGGAGCGCCAACACGACGCAGGGACACCUCCCUGCUCAGGCCAGCGCCUUAGCCAGGAGGCCCGGGGAGGCACAUCCCGAUGAGGACGAUACACAAGACGUGGACGAGCCUCCUCGCAGCGAUGCCGGACAGGAUGUGGUGAUCCAGCUGCCCACAGACUGGGCGGUCCUGGAUGGACGGGACAGCGUGGACGACCAUGGGAUCAGCCACUAUGAGUGGACUCUGGUUAGGGGGGACAUAGCCAUCAGCAUGAAGGCGACUCAUCCAGGGCUGCUGAAGAUAAGUGGUCUCCAGGAGGGCGUCUACACCUUCCAGAUGACGGUCACCGACACAGCCGGCCAGAAGAGCUCUGACAACGUCUCCGUCACUGUGCUGGCACCGAAACACCAAGCAGAGUUGUGUACAGGUCACUGUUCAAACUACCAGUUCAAGUGUGAUGACGGCUGCUGUAUUGACAUCACCUACGGCUGCGAUGGGAAGCAACACUGUCCAGACCGCUCUGAUGAGGACUACUGCCCAAACUUCGACAACAGCAGGAAGUCAGUGACCCACCCUGCUGAUCUGUCGAGGCCUCAUCGGCCUGCGGACCAGACAGAGGAGGCUGGGGACGCCUCCGUGCUCCAGACUGGACCCAGAAAGACCGUAGAGAGCAUCGUCCCACCUCAGGACAGGAACAAAGCCACUGCUCCACAAGGUCCCAGCCAACAGGAGGCUCCAGUCAGUCAAGACCCGUGUGCUGCAGCUCCAGUGGUCGGACCCUGUAAAGGCACCUUCCCACGCUGGUACUACGACCAAAAUGCAGGAGAAUGCAAACACUUCCUGUAUGGCGGUUGCCAGGGCAACCAUAACAACUUCCUCCAGGAAUCUGACUGCGUCAGUGAAUGUAUACAAAAAAGUCCGGUUUUCAAACCAGCAACUGUGGCUCCUCCAACCACCAAACAGACUGAGAUAGCUGCCCCUAAAGUCUCCCAGAGCCAAUCACAGAGUGAUGUCCCCAUCUCCAAACCAUUUCCAGUAAUGGGAGGACAUCCAGUGCCAGAGUCAGGUGCAAUCCUUCCUCUGGCUCUCGGCCUCAUCAUCACCGCUCUGCUGCUGCUCAUGAUCGGCUGUCGUCUCAGACUUGUCCGUCACAAGCUGAAGAAAGCCCGACCCCUCACCACAGAGGAGUCGGAUUACCUCAUCAACGGCAUGUACCUGUAGCCAAUCAGCCGGGGGCAGCGAAUACGUGAGUGCCGAGAUGUGAGAACGUGGGCGUGCUCACCAGAGCCUGAACCAGGACCUUUUGAAUUUUCACUCUGUAUUUCUUGCAGCCCGGUGUCUCCAGUUUGUCCUCACUUUCGGGUUGGAAACGUCCAAACUCUCUGCUGUCGUGAACGUUUCGGAUUGCCCACACUGAACCCCUCUGACUGGUAAAUCUGCUGCUCAUAGAUGCUGCCUUGCGUGACACAUACUCAGAUGCUUGUGAACUCAUAUUUAUGUUGUCCUGAGAAAAUCUGAUUGUGAGAGUCAACACUCCUAGUUCGAUACUGAUAUACAGCUGUCUGUAUUCUCCCUGUGACCUCUGGGAUGCAUUUUUUUUAUCCCCUUCCUUUAAUUCUUAAAACACUGGUUACUUUGAUAUCAAACAUUUUUACCUGACUAGUGCUGCACAAAAAUAUGCUGUAUUUCUGUCACUGGGUGACACUAAUGUGCCAUAUUUGUGCUGCACACUUCAACUACAUCAACUCACCUGAGUACAAAUAACACAUUCCUCACGUUCAGAGUCAUAUUAAGCCAUAGCAAAUUGUAUAGUUCAGAUCUGAUUCCUGUCUAAGGUUUGUUGCAUAUUUUUCUUUACUGAGCAAACUUGUGUGGACUCUGUG